ACCCACGCUGAGUCAGUCACAGAGUCUUAGAGGACAACUUAAUACCUGACACUCAGCAAGCGGCUUUUAUUUUCUUGACAUUUGCUUUAUGGUUUCUCACUUGGAGUCCAUCUGCAGCCUCAACUGUUUGGCUGACGGCCUGGACAGCAUGAGCAUGUCAGGCCUCCUCAACCUCAGCGGCCUGGGCCGGAUCUGCGGCUCCAGCAACGACAUGGUGGUGCUGGACCGGGUCAAGAGGAAGAACUCUGUGAGGCGGAUGUCGAUCAUUGAAGAUGGUGAAAUAGCCGAGGUCCUCUAUCUGAUUCCCAAACAGUCCAUGAUGGAGCAGCUGCCUUUUCUCAACCCCAACGACUACAUCGUGUGUGAGAAGCUGGCUUCUUCCACUGCAGACAUGUUAGACAUCCUGCACAACCUUGACAGCCACACGUGUCCUCCGGAGGGGAAACGGGUCAUCCAGUGUUUCAGAUGUGGGGAUCCAUGCAAGGGAGAGGUACUGCGUGUCCAGAACAGCUACUUCCACAUAAAGUGUUUUUCAUGCAAGGUAUGUGGCUGUGACCUGGCUCAAAGUGGCUUCUUCACGAAGAAUGACGACUACCUGUGCCCGCUGGACUUCCAGAGGCUCCACGGCACGCUGUGCAGCGGCUGUGGGGAGUUUGUGGAGGGAGAGGUGGUCACAGUCCUGGGGAAGACGUACCACCCAUCAUGCUUUGUGUGCACUCUUUGCAGACAGCGCUUUCCUGCGGGGGAUUGUGUCACCUUCAGUGGAAAAGACUGCCUCUGUCAGCGCUGUAUUCGACCCAUAUCACCCACUCCGAACAAUGUCAGCUAUCCCAGCAAUUGCUCUGGCUGCGGCAGAGACAUAAAGAACGGACAGGCUCUGUUAGCCAUGGCUGGUCAGUGGCACCUCGGCUGCUUCAAGUGUAAAAUCUGCAACAAAGUGCUCAGUGGAGAAUAUAUCAGCAAAGAUGGUGUUCCAUAUUGUGAGAGGGAUUACCAGUUUCAGUUUGGGAUACAAUGUCAUGCAUGCCAGAAGUUUAUAACUGGAAAAGUCUUAGAGGCAGGGCACAAACAUUAUCACCCCAGCUGUGCCAGAUGCAGCCGCUGUGACAAAGUCUUUAAAGAAGGGGAAGAAAUGUUUCUGCAAGGAAAAACUAUUUGGCACCCUCAUUGCAGAGACAUCAGCAGCAGAACGGAGGAUAACUACAGGGUCAGCAGACAAAAAACACCUUGUCUUGAUUUCUAUUACCCCCCACGUGAAGUCAAGCCAACAUCGUCAUCUGAAAGCUCGUCCUCCAGGCCGGGCUCGUGCACCCCGGGGAGUCCUGGUCGAACCAUCUGCGCAAAAGUAGAUAAUGAGAUCAUUGAUUAUCGAGACUUAGCGGCGAUUCCCAGAGUCAAGGCUAUCUAUGAUAUAGAGCAUCCUGAUAUGAUAUCUUAUAAGAGUGUGAACGACACCCCCUCUACUUUGGACAACAAGAGCCAAAGACAGGACAGGCAGAGCCCUGCAGAGUCACCAGGAAACGUAUCUGUAACCACUGAGGACAGUUUAGAAAUACGGAAGUACAUACCUCAAUCUACAAGCCACGGAUCUUUUGGAGUUGGGAUGCACACUCGUCAUAGCUACACCCCAACGCUGUCCAGAUCCCCACAACACUUCCACAGGCCAGGCUCGAAGCCCUCUCCCUCUUUAGUCUCUGACAACAAAAUCACCAGCCCCACCUCCCCUAUAUUUCACCCCACCCUCCCUCACUCCAAAGACGAAGGCUUCAACAUGUACAGGAGGCCUCCGAUAUACAAACAGAAAGAUCCUCUUUCCCCCACAUCCCAAACAUUUUCCCUGCCCGGAUACGGUCGCAGCGGUCUCAAUCCGCCAAGGUCUGCUGAUUUCUCCAACUACAACAGUGACAGGUUCAAAGGUAGGUGUCUCAUCUGUGGCGGUCAACACCCAUUAACAUACAUGGACAGAGGAGUGUCUAUGCCUAAUUUGUUGGAACCAAAAAUCUAUCCGUAUGAAAUACUCACAGUAGUAAACAGAGGACGAGUGAAGCUUCCCAGGGAUGUCGACAGAACACGACUCGAGCGCCACCUAUCCCAGGAUUCAUUCUUUGAGGUCUUUGGCAUGGACAUUCAAGAAUUUGACAAACUGCCACUUUGGAAACGUAAUGACAUGAAGAAGACGGCAAAUCUCUUCUAAAUGCUGCCUCAAGAAUCUUUCAGCUCAUUGAGAAUAUGCAGUAAAUGUAAAGUUUUGCAUUUGCUACAAGAAACAAAACAAACAAAAAAAAAAAUAUGCCAUCCUUUCUGGGGCUACUUUAUUAAAAAUAACUCUUUUUUUUUUUUUUUUUUUUUUUUUUUACCUCAAGGCAGAUAUGAACAUGAGAACUCACUCUAUCUAUAUUUGUAGCUUCAGUAAUAAUCAUCUGUCAGCCCCCAGAUAUUACAUUUGCUUUGGACAAAUCAGUUUACCUUGCUGUUGCUAAAUCCAAAAAGCAGCAGAUUGCAUGUCAUUUUUAUAGCAUGCUGGAAGCACAGUCAGUUUGUCCUACUUAAAAGCCUUUUGAAAAUACUAUCCAUACCUGAUAUCUAUGGUGCAAUGAUUUAUAUAAUAGUGGAUUCUUUUAAGAACUGGAUGCAUUUGACUUUUGUUGAUACUUUCUUAUGCUAUUCCUUUUUUUUGUGACACCUUUUAUACUCAAUAUGAUGAAGCAUCAAAACUGAGAAAAAACAGUCUUGUGUGUCUGUCACUGAAUGAUCACUGAAAUGUGCUUUGUUUUGGACUCUUAAAAAGACACUGAAUUUUGUUUGAUAUUUUGCUUUGACUUUGCUCUAUUAGUCAUCACAGUAUAUUUUAUGUGGAUGCUGUUCUCCCAUCACAACAACUCAAGCGCCCUUAAUAAACUCUCACACUGAGGAAAGAA
Messenger RNA from Labrus mixtus (cuckoo wrasse), 2918 nucleotides. RefSeq names its product actin-binding LIM protein 1-like. NCBI's taxonomy places the organism in Eukaryota, Metazoa, Chordata, Actinopteri, Labriformes, Labridae. Bases 89 to 2194 code for a protein of 701 amino acids. Gene Ontology annotation, cellular component: stress fiber; actin cytoskeleton. Gene Ontology annotation, molecular function: actin filament binding. The record is from RefSeq and is a predicted model, not a curated record. The transcript has 20 exons. Gene Ontology annotation, biological process: cytoskeleton organization; cilium assembly; lamellipodium assembly.